CGAUAUUUGAAGGUGAUCGGUCUCUGUCCGCCAUCUUUACAGAAGAAGGGCACGAAAAGGCCGUAACAAGGGUGCCCUGCCAGAUUCAUCCUUCAAAAUGUUGUCCAGGCUCGUCCUCAUCUCAGCUAAUGCCCUGAAAGGCAGGGGGCCCCUUGGGGCUGGUCUGGUCCAAGCAUCCCGCUCUUUGCAGACGUCUUCCCAGAGUCUGGCCCCAGUGCCCCCACUGCCCGAGACGGGAGGCAAAGUACGCCAUGGCAUCUUCCCAGAGGAGCUGUUCCAGCUUCUGUACCCCAAAACUGGAGUCACAGGACCUUACAUGCUUGGCACCGGCCUCCUUGUCUACAUGCUUUCCAAGGAAAUCUACAUCAUCAACCACGAAACCUUUGUUGCUGCCUCCGUAGGAGGGAUUUUUGUCUACAUUGUCAAGAAAUAUGGCGCACAAAUUGCAGCAUUUGCAGACAAAAUAAAUGAGGACAAAAUGGCCAAGGCUCAGGAGGUGAAGGAUCUGGCCAUGACUAACCUGGCCCAGGCCAUUGAGAACGAGAAGAAGGAGCAGUGGAGAGUAGAGGGCCGGUCGAUGCUCUUUGACGCCAAGAGGAACAAUGUGGCGAUGAUUCUGGAGACAAACUACAGGGAAAGACUACACAUGGUUACAAAUGAGGUGAAGAGGCGUCUGGACUAUCAGAUCGCCCUCCAGGACCUGCACCGCCGCAUGGAGCAGGAGCACAUGGUCAACUGGGUCGAGAAGAGUGUCAUCGGCAGCAUCACACCUCAGCAGGAAAAGGAGAGCAUCGCCAAGUGCAUCACAGACCUGAAGGCCCUGGCCAAGGCCACACAGGCCAAAGCUACUGUCUAAACUCCUAAGAAGAAGGAUUAUGGUCACUCAUCUAUCGAAAGGAGGCACCCGCAUUUCUUCUAAUAGUUCCUCUUCAGUGUCUCUGUGAAUAUUAUGGGUGUGUACAGUAUUUACACGUCAGAUGAUGGUAAAAUAAAUGGUUCUCUUAUUCAGAAA
Boleophthalmus pectinirostris (great blue-spotted mudskipper) is the source of this 1012-nucleotide messenger RNA. It is a transcript of the gene atp5pb, whose product is annotated as ATP synthase peripheral stalk-membrane subunit b. The transcript is spliced from 7 exons. Gene Ontology annotation, molecular function: proton transmembrane transporter activity. Bases 98 to 856 code for a protein of 252 amino acids. Gene Ontology annotation, biological process: proton motive force-driven ATP synthesis. The record is from RefSeq and is a predicted model, not a curated record. Lineage: Eukaryota; Metazoa; Chordata; Actinopteri; Gobiiformes; Gobiidae.